GAAAAGAGCGUACUCCCAACUUAAAGGCCGGCAACGCACUUACAACCCCUCUGGUGUUACAGGUGUCCAUGGGCGGCGGUAAUCGCUUACCAUCAGGUGAUCCGUCUGCUCGUUUGCCUCCUCUAUCAUAAAAAAAAAUCAAAAUUCAUGUAAUUAUCUUAUCUGUGGUUGUGCACACAAAGGUACGUCAAGUUAUGCCAACCCUAAUGAUUACUCGGAGCAAUGCUGAGCCGGACGGUCCCGAGAAAGCCCGAACGCUCUAGUUUCCUCCCCCUGGUGUAAGUUUGAUUUGGCCUGAAAGAGUCGGACACAAUAACAAAGUGUUUUCUCUUUCGCUCUGAAAAAAAAAACGACCGGUCAAAGUAAUUUGGUUGCAGCCAGUUGAUUCAUUUCAUUCACUGCCAAUAGACGUGUUGCAUAAAAUGCGUUGCUAAUUAACCUCCCAGUAAUGAAUAGUAAAUAAGUGCAGCAUUUGAAGAAAAUAAUUAAAGAUGAACUCAAAGCACUCUUGUUGCUCCCCCGUUAUGUGUUGCGGAAUACCCGUGGAAAAGGGAUGCUUCGUAUUCUCUACUAUCAAUGUAGUAAUCUGCGGUCUAGGCUUCGCCAGUUGCCUGGGUUUCUUUUUAUACCUAUUACACACAUGGUCUGAAGUCCAGUUCCACAAUCCCAGCGACAUGGUGGUCUAUUGGGUGUUCACGGGUAUAAUCUCUGCCUGCUGCAUAGGCGCCGCUAUAGCGCUUAUAUUCGCCAUUUUGUUGUGUGUUGGAUUACGCAAGAACAACACGUGUUAUGUAAUGGCGUACCUCAUAUACGGCAUUAUUACCGUCAUAUUGAGUGUAAUGUGCACACUUGCAUUCAUCUGGACCGAGUGGUACAGAAUACACUUCGUGAUGUACGCGAUGAUCCCUCUCGGAGUUUGUGUUUUAUACUCAUUAAUGCUGCUGCUAGUAUACCAGACAUAUGUGGUGCUGUCGGAACGCGCGCCCAUCACGAAACAUGGAAGUUUGCUCAAUACAGAUGAUCCUGAAGCCACCAACGCCAAAAGCCCAAACUUAACUAAAGUAGACUGGCGUUUCUGAAGUACUUACAUGUAUAUUCUGCCUCGCAUCCGAAAAUUCCGAAACACUACACUGCGCUCUAAAAAAUGCAUAGCUGACGUGGGGGAGAAGACCGCCAGGCUGAAGUGGGAAUGGGCGGGUCACGUCUGUCGCAUGCAUCCGGAUAGGAGGGCUAGUAUAGCCACCAAGUGGAUGCCGCAAAAUAAGCGCAGACGUGGCAGGCGCAGACGCGAUGGCGGGAUGACUUAGCCGCCUUCUUCUUAGUAACUGUCCUGGAAAAACACAACAACGGGAGACGUGGAAAUCCAGGGGAGAGGCCUGAGGCCCAGUCUGGGACACUACAACGUGUAGAUUUUUUUUAAGGUAAUAUACUAUUAUAAUUGCUUCCCCUCCGAUUUUACGGGCCCGUAAAUCCCGGUCUUUUGAUGGGCUUGCGUGGGGAUAUAGAUCCAACACGUAGAGGGCUUGGAGAGCUUUAAUGUCAAGUAGAACGCCUGCUGUAUAACGAUAUAUGGAUUGAAGUUUGAGUGGACAAUGAGACUCGGUUAUCGCAAAGACGUCCGGGCACCUGCCAUAACAAUGUUUUCACUAAUAUACUUGCGUAUUGAUAUAACAUUACCGUAACAGUUUUUUUAUGUUACCAUAAUGCUUAAGUAUAAAAACUUAUGUAACAAUUUUAGGAUACGGAAAUAUAUUUGUAUAAAAAAUA
Cydia pomonella (codling moth) is the source of this 1767-nucleotide messenger RNA. RefSeq lists its product as uncharacterized. Bases 492 to 1079 code for a protein of 195 amino acids. NCBI's taxonomy places the organism in Eukaryota, Metazoa, Arthropoda, Insecta, Lepidoptera, Tortricidae. The record is from RefSeq and is a predicted model, not a curated record. The transcript is spliced from 5 exons.